CAGUAGUGAAACGUCUGUCUACAGUACCUGUCAAAUCGUGCAUUUGCUGAUAAUGGCAGAAGAAAUAACAAACGCUGCACUUAAAGAGAAGAUUUCUCAGUGGAUGUCAUGGAGUAAGAAUGAGAAAGACAAUGCUGAAAUAGAUGGACUUGUAAAGAGUAGAAAUGAAAAAGAACUUGGAUGUCGUCUACUGCAACGUAUGGAGUUCGGAACGGCAGGGCUACGAGCAAGGAUGGGAGCUGGUUACAAUAUGAUGAAUGAUUUAACUGUGAUACAGGCUACCCAGGGUCUUUUUAAGCAGACAUUGUCAAGCUUUCCUGAGGCAAAAGAAAUGGGUGUUUGUGUUGGGUUUGAUGGAAGAUAUAACAGUAAGAGAUUUGCUCAACUGACAGCUACAAUAUUCCUACAUCAAAAUGUUUACAAUAUUUGUUGUUGUUUUUUUUUCCAGGCAUACUGUACGAGACAUUAUAAAUGUGCAUGUGGUGUUAUGGUAACUGCCUCACAUAAUCCUAAAGAAGAUAAUGGUUAUAAGGUAUAUUGGUCAAAUGGAGCACAAAUAGUGUCCCCAGUUGAUAAGCACAUAUCUAAAUGUAUAAUUGAGAAUCUCGAGCCAUGGCCAAACUCGUGGGAUGUCGACUUUACAGACACCAGUCCUCUGAGAAUAGAUCCGUAUGAUGAUAUACACACCAAAUAUCAGGAAGAUGUGAAAAAACUUUGCUAUUACAAGGCAGAGAAUGGUCAGUCCAAUGUAAAGUUUACAUACACAGCCAUGCACGGAGUCGGGUAUAUUUUCUCGGAUAAGUCCGUGCAACAGUUUGGAUUUCCUCCACUGAUUCCAGUGCAAGAACAGAUACUACCAGAUCCUGACUUCCCAACAGUAAAAUACCCCAAUCCAGAAGAAGGAAAAGGGGCCCUGGUGUUAUCUAUGAAAACUGCUGACAAUGCUGGUAGUAAAGUUAUACUUGCAAACGACCCUGAUGCUGAUCGACUAGCUCUAGCAGAAAAUGAUGGUGAGGAGUGGACAAUAUUUACAGGGAAUGAGAUAGGAGCUCUGUUAGGCUGGUGGUCUUGGUUUGCUUUCAGACAAAAACAUCCCAAUGUCCCUGCACAAGAUUGUUACAUGUUGGCCAGCACUGUGUCCUCUAAAAUUUUGCAGACAAUGGCUAAAACAGAAGGCUUCAAUUUUGAGGAAACUUUGACUGGUUUUAAAUGGAUGGGUAACAGAAGUGAUUCCUUGUUGAAAGAAGGGAAAACAGUUCUGUUUGCGUUCGAGGAGGCGAUUGGUUACAUGUGUGGAUCAACGGUGUUGGAUAAAGAUGGCGUGUCAGCCGCAGCAGUCAGUGCAGAGAUGGCAGCAUACCUGUACAGAAACAACAGUACAUUGAAGAAAAAACUCACAGACAUUUAUAAGCAUUAUGGACACCAUAUCUCAAGUAAUUCCUACUACAUCUGUCAUGAUCCAGAAACUAUUAAAAGAAUGUUUGAUGAGAUUAGAAACUACAACAAUACUGGCAAGUACCCAGACAGCUGCGGAUGUUAUAAAAUCAAGCAUGUUAGAGAUCUUACCGUAGGCUUUGAUAACAGUCAACCAGAUAACAAACCUAUGUUGCCGGUCAGUGCAUCUAGUCAGAUGAUUACUUUCACGUUUGAGAAUGGUUGUGUAGCAACAAUAAGAACCAGCGGUACAGAACCUAAAAUCAAGUACUACACCGAACACAAACCAGAUCCUAGUCACGGACUGGAUGGGGAAGCUGCACAAAAAGAACUGGAUGAUAUGGUGAAUUGUAUUAUCAAAUAUUUCUACAAACCUGAGGACAACAAUCUCACAGCUAGAUCAUCAUAAAGUACAUGUAGUCUUGAAUAUUGUUCUUUAUCCUUUACAAUGUUAAUGUUUAAUAAUGACUUGUAUAUUGUAUAUUCUAUCAGUGUUAAAGCAGGCCAGCCUGUUGGGGGGGGGGGGGGGGUAAAACCUUUUAAAGUUGUUGAGUGAUCAAUUUUAGCUUUGUGUUUUUGUUUUGUUUUGUUUUUUUCAUACCCCCAAAACGAAGUUUGGGGGGUGGGUAUAUAGGAGUCACUCUGUGGUCGGUUGGUUGGUCGGUCGGUCCAGACAUCUGUUGCAUUUUCCUUGUCCGGAGCAUAACUUUAAGACUAAUGGUUGGAAUUCUAAACAACUUCAUACAUUGAUCAAGCACAUUAAGAGGAAGUGCAGUGCAAGAGCUAGAGCUUAGAUAUUUGGCAUGAAACAUCUUCUAGUGAGUGUCUACCAAGAUUGUUCAAAUAAAAGCCCUGGGGUCAAAAUUGGCCCCAUCCCAGGGGGUCAUUGAUUUUCCCUAUAUGUAUAUAGUAAAAACUUAAAAAAAUCUUCUUUUAAAGAACUCAAAGAGCUAGAGCUAAGAUAUUUAGCAUGAAACAUGUUCUAAUGGGUGUCUACCAAGUUUGUUCAAAUAAAAGCCCUGGGGUCAAAAUUGGCUCCGCCCCAGGGGGUCAUUGAUUUUCCCUAUAUGUAUAUAGUAAAAACUUAAAAAAUCUUCUUUUAAAGAACUCAAAGAGCUAGAGCUAAGAUAUUUAGCAUGAAACAUGUUCUAAUGGAUGUCUACCAAGUUUGUUCAAAUAAAAGCCCAGGGGUCAAAAUUGGCCCCGCCUCAGGGGGUCAUUGAUUUUCUCUAUAUGUAUAUAGUGAAAACUU
Ruditapes philippinarum (Manila clam) is the source of this 2686-nucleotide messenger RNA. RefSeq names its product phosphopentomutase-like. Gene Ontology annotation, molecular function: magnesium ion binding; phosphopentomutase activity. The record is from RefSeq and is a predicted model, not a curated record. The transcript has 18 exons. The coding region runs from base 53 to 1843 and encodes 596 amino acids. Gene Ontology annotation, biological process: carbohydrate metabolic process; purine ribonucleoside salvage. NCBI's taxonomy places the organism in Eukaryota, Metazoa, Mollusca, Bivalvia, Venerida, Veneridae.